AUGGCAAAUGAUAGCAACAAAGGCACCAUGGUUACCACAAUGAAUGGACUCGGUAACCUCGUGAAGCUCCUCCCAACCGGCACAGUCUUCACCUUCGAGUUCCUAAACCCGGUUCUCUCCAACAAUGGUCAUUGUCGCCCCUUCGAAAAAUAUGUCACCUCCUUCCUCAUCCUCGUUUGUGGCCUCUCGUGUUUUUUCACCACCUUUAGCGACUCCUACACAAGCAACGACGGUAAAACGCGCUACGGUUUUGCUACCUUCAAAGGCAUUUGGCCUUCGCCAUCCUCAGAAGAUUCGAUCAAUAUGAACAAGUAUAAGAUCAAACUUGGUGACUUCGCACACGCCACGUUGGCGUUGAUGGUGUUUGCGGUUUUGGCUCUAUUGGAUUCAAACACCUUGGGGUGCUUCUAUCCCGGGUUUGAGUCCGAUGGGAAGAAGCUCCUCAUGUUGCUACCUCCGGUCAUUGGAGCAUUUUCAGGGUUAGUUUUCGCAUUUUUUCCUAGUGAACGUCAUUGCGUAGGGUACCCCUUUAUCAUGGUGUCUUUGGAUGAUAACAAUAAUAAUAACAACCCCUAA
Impatiens glandulifera is the source of this 576-nucleotide messenger RNA. RefSeq names its product protein DMP2-like. Bases 1 to 576 code for a protein of 191 amino acids. NCBI's taxonomy places the organism in Eukaryota, Viridiplantae, Streptophyta, Magnoliopsida, Ericales, Balsaminaceae. Gene Ontology annotation, biological process: endomembrane system organization. The record is from RefSeq and is a predicted model, not a curated record. The transcript has a single exon.